CCCGCUUCCCGUCUCACCUCCCCCCUCUUAUGCUUCUCUAUUUAGGCUUGGCAGGACAGCAGGACCGAACAGACCGAAGAAGUUGACGCGAUGAACAAGUUCACGCUCGCCAUCGCCCUUGCCGCCCUCCUGGCGGUAAGCGCGGCGCUGCCCCAGCCCGACCCCGAGGCCCUGGCUCUGGCUGGCCCCGCCGCGGACCCCGCCCCGCAAAGGGGAUUUGGCAGGGGGCGGGGGAGAGGACGAGGUGGCCGCGGAAGAGGAAGAGGAGGAUUUGGCCGCGGAAGAGGAAGAGGAGGAUUUGGCCGCGGCGGAGGACGAUUUGACGGCCACAACGAUUUUGGCCACAAUGAUUUUGGUCAUGACAGUUUUAGCCACCACAACAGCCACCACGACAUCCACCACGAUUUUGGCCAUGGUAUCUUCGGCCACCACGACAGCCACCACGGCGGGCAUAGCUUCGGGGGUCAUGGAUUCAACGAUUUCGGCGGCCACGGGUUCGGUCACGGCGGUAUCCAUUAGUGACCUGUGACCUGCUGCUGUUGACCUUGCUUGCAAAUAAUGUUAUGUAAAUAGAAUAAUUUAAAAAGUCCAUAUCUGUUUGAUAUCGCAGGGCUUUCACCCAAGAACGAUUUUCGAUGAGGAUAGGCUUCCUGACGGCAUUUAUUUUUUCUCGUUUACAAAUAAAUAAAAGUGAUAAUGAUCA
Molecule: messenger RNA, 703 nt
Organism: Eriocheir sinensis (Chinese mitten crab)
Lineage: Eukaryota; Metazoa; Arthropoda; Malacostraca; Decapoda; Varunidae
Exons: 2
Coding region: 91-519 (142 amino acids)
Source: RefSeq, a predicted model, not a curated record